AUGCUACUAGGCGCGACGCAGCAGCAGCACGUUCUGCUGCUGCAGUCUCAUGGCCUUCCUGCUGCUGCAGAGGAGCUGCAGCACAGGAUACAGCAACGAGGGAGCAACACAAAAUCUUCAAUAAACAGCAGCAGCAGCAGCAGCAGCAGCAGCAUCGGAUUAUUUUCUAGCAGCAGCACAGUAGCAGCAGGAGAGGUUCCUCUUACUAGGGGAGAAGCAGCAGAAGUGCAGCAAUACUUUAAUACAAUAGAGAUGAUGGAUGUUGACGAGUGUACAGACACCGCAGUUGCUCCCCUACCUGCUGUUUCUCUGCUGCAGCAAGAAGAAAAAAGCAGCAUCAGCGACAGCAGCAGCAGCAACAGCAGCAGCAGCAACAGCAGCAGCAGCAGUGUCGAAGACCGUGCAGGGACGCCUGCGAAAGAAACAGACCUAGCUACUGCGUUCACAAGCUGGGUGCAUGCACCAAGGGAGCAGCAACAGCAACAGCAACAGCAACAGCAGCAACAGCAGCAGCAGCAACAGCAGCAGCAGCAACAGCAGCAGCAGCAACAGCAGCAGCAGCAACAGCAGCAGCAACAACAGAAACAGCAGCAGCAACAACAGAAACAGCAGCAACAGCAGCAGCAGCAACAACAGAAACAGCAGCAACAGCAGCAGCAGCAACAGCAGCAACACCAACAGCAGCAUCACCAACAGCAGCAUCACCAACAGCAGCAGCACCAACAGCAACAGCAACAGCAACAGCAGCAACAGCAGCAGAUAUGGAUAUCAUCGGAGCGAAAGCAGCAAGAGUACAUGCGCAGGCUCGUUGCUGCGGAGGUUAUUGAGCGCCUUACCCGCAAACCCAGUAGCAGCAGCAGCAGCAGCAGCAACAGCCGCAGCAACAGCAACCCAAUCGGCAGCAGCAGCAGCAACACGAACAACAGCAGCAGCAGCAACAGCCGCAGCAACAGCAAUCCAAUCGGCAGCAGCAGCAGCAACACGAACAACAACAGCAGCAGCAACAGCCGCCUCAACAGCAACCCAAUCGGCAGCAGCAGCAGCAACACGAACAACAACAACAACAGCAACAGCCGCAGCAACAGCAACACCAUCGGCAGCAGCAGCAGCAUCGGUAGCAGCAGCAGCAGCAGCAGCAGCGACUUGCCUUCAACUAGUGCAACAUGGCAGCGUGCACAAGCAGGAUCAUCAUCAUCAGUAUCGGGAGCAGCAGGAGCAACAGGAGCAGCAACAGCAGCAACAGCAUCAAUAGCAGCAGCAGCAGCAACAGCAACAACAGCAACAACAACAGCAGCAAUAACAGCAACAACAACAACAACAACAACAACAGCAGCAGCAGCAGCAGCAGCAGCAGCAACAGCAAUUGGUCUGUCUACGGAUAAGAUACCAUCUGUAUCUCUUAAAUUAUUGCCAACAAUUAUAAAUAAUUUACCAGACUUUAUUGAUAAACGCAUGCAAUCAGGAAGAUUGUGCCGGCAGUUGUCUGCAAACAUUUUGGCUUCUAUACUCAAGAUCUUGUUCAGGAAGGAGAUGGUGUAUGGUCCGUUUCACGCCGCGACUCUUCCCCUCCAUCAGCAACAGCAGCAGCAGCAGCAGCAACAGGACCACCUGCAGCAACAGCAUCGCCUGUAG
Molecule: messenger RNA, 1632 nt
Organism: Eimeria maxima
Lineage: Eukaryota; Apicomplexa; Conoidasida; Eucoccidiorida; Eimeriidae
Exons: 3
Coding region: 1-1632 (543 amino acids)
Source: RefSeq, a predicted model, not a curated record